CCUCUCAAUCCAAGCUGUGACUGGUCGAGUGUUUGUUUCAAGUAGACAACUUCUGACUCAUCUGUGGAUCUCUAGACUGAGUUGGCAACUUAGCCAGGCUCAAUGUCGGUGGCUCCAUUGUUGUCCGUGCAGCCUACCAGGGCACUGGUAGACGAGAAGUUUCACAUAUUUGUGAGAAACCUGCUGCCAAGGCAAAGGGUGACGAUCCACUCCUUGCACCAGUCGGAAGCCAAGGACUACUGGGAAGCAUUUGGCCAGUACACCAGCAAUGACGGGGGAACAGUCUCAGUCUCGGAAGAUGCGAGUUCAGGUGGGACGUAUACCGGAGUUGAACCCAUGGGACUGUUGUGGAGCAUGCGUCCCGUUCCAGGUAGCACACGUGUACUCAGGUUAAGGAAGAAAGACGUCAUGACUCCAAUGGUGGUAAGCAUCUCAGUGUUCAGUGGUCACAUGACCCAAGGCUUCUUGGAAAAGGACGCCCUAGCAACGGUUGUCACGGAGAGGUGGUACCUGGCGCCAGGAGUUCAGCGAGUGGACGUCAGGGAACGAGGAGUUAAAGGCACCUUCUUCAUACCACCAGGUCCGGGGCCCUUCCCUGCAGUGCUGGACAUGUGGGGUGGAUUAGGGGGACUGGUGGAGUACCGAGCAGCUCUGUUAGCAUCACACGGCUUCCUCACUAUGGCACUAGAUUACCUUUCCGUGGAGACGAAUCGAAUGGUUGCUUCAGAAAUUCAGUACUUUGAGGUAGUGUGUGACACCCUGCAGUCCCAUCCUCAGGUGUGCCCUGAUAGAGUGGCUGUUCUGGGUUUGUCUACUGGGACAUUAGCUGCGUUCAGGAUUGCAGCCCACUCACAAACACUACAGCCCCGGUGUUGUGUCGGCAUCAGUGGAGGUCAUAAUCUCGCCAUCAACACGUCCAUCUUGGAAUUCUUCGAAUUCUUGAUGCGGACGGCAUUUGUAAAGGGCAAGGCCCGCAUUAAUGAGAAUAAUCAUGUGAUCUUUAGAGAUGUCCUUCUGCCAAUUCCAACUGAGCCAGACAUGAAACUCGACGUGGGUUUGAUAAAGUGUCCCAUACUGAUAGUGAUGGGGCAGGACGACCAGAAUUGGCCGACUGUGGAAUCUACUGAGGAUAUUCAGCAGAUGAUGGACUUGGCUGGUAAUGGCCACCUGCUGACGGUGUUGUCGUAUCCAGACGCAGGUCACCUGAUCGAGCCUCCAUACACGCCACAUACCCGCUUCAGCAACUUCAUCACGCAAAAGAAUAAGAAAGUGUUGAUGCUGUGGGGCGGUCAGACCAAACCCCAUGCAGUCGCCCAGGAAGACUCUUGGACCAAGAUCCUCCACUUCCUCCACACACACCUUCACCAGGCCUCACCACCUGUUGCCAGACUGUAACACACAUACACACACACGCCCACACAUGCACACACACACACACACACACACACACACGCCGGAAGAUUUACCUACACCACUUACGGUAUAAUAACCAUCUUGUCAAGAUCAGAAUAUAAUAUGCUAUGCUUAUUAGCAAAAUGCCCGUUCCUGGAAAUGGGAAAACUACCGUAUAUGGAAAUGUUGAGAUAGCUUGCAAUGUUUAAUUGUACAGUAGGUGACGCACUAUUUUUUACAUUAUUUGUAAUGCUAGCAGCAAAAAAGAUUUGAGUUUUACAGUAUAAGUUGUCCUCCAAAGACCAGAUGGCAUGAAACCACAUAAAACUUACACAGUAGAAGUUGAUUCCCACUCCACUGCAGUCAUAGUUUGGUUAUUACUCAUUUACAAACAUUUGUAAAUGCUUUGUUAAAUGUUAAUUGAUAUUAAAUGUGAAUAAAGAGUUUAUAAAGCUGUGAAUAGGACGUUACUGUAUUGUAAAGUGUUACCAUUGAGUUAUGAGUUCAUAAAUUGAGGAGAGGAGCUGUUCUCAGAUGCUUUCCUCUAGCUUAAAGUAUAUAUGAUUCUUAUUUGUAUUUUUGUGUUUUUAUCUUAAUGUUUUAAAAUGUUUUUUGACUCUAAUUUCUUUUUUUCUUUCUUUCUUAUAUCCUUUUUUUUGCAUUUGUUUUUUGUGAAGCACAUUGAGUUGCACCUGUGUAUGAAAUGCACUAUACAAAUAAACUUGCCUUGCCUUGCCUUGCCUUCAUAAUCAGAACAAC
Molecule: messenger RNA, 2151 nt
Organism: Engraulis encrasicolus (European anchovy)
Lineage: Eukaryota; Metazoa; Chordata; Actinopteri; Clupeiformes; Engraulidae
Product: bile acid-CoA:amino acid N-acyltransferase-like
Exons: 11
Coding region: 103-1395 (430 amino acids)
Biological process (GO): fatty acid metabolic process; acyl-CoA metabolic process
Molecular function (GO): fatty acyl-CoA hydrolase activity
Source: RefSeq, a predicted model, not a curated record